AUGGGUCUUUUAUCAGAUCCAGAAUAUGGAUCGGUGAAAUGGGUUAGAAUUCUGAAAAAAGUAAACGGGCCGCUGUGUUUUUUGUGCUACAUUGCAGCAAUUGUGUGGUUCUUUAUGCUGGCGAAUAAGGAGUUCAAUAAUGAGACUUAUUUUUCGGAAAACGCCUUACUUCCUGGGUUAGUUACCAAGGAGUUUAAUGCGGAAUCUUCAGCUAACAGAUUCUUUAGUGAAUUUUUGCAAGAAUUAGAGGAUAAGUACCAGGAAACUGAUGCAAUUCCAGUGCCAUGGCUUGUUGCAAAAAUGUCCCAGUUACAUUUGGAAGUGUAUACACAUAACUUUACACUUAAUUAUCCUAUGGGACAAGGCCAGGUCUACCGAGGCACAAAUGUGUACGGAAUACUUCGUGCCCCUCGAACUGCAUCACUUGAAGCGUUGGUGGUGUCAGCUCCUUUCCGACCAAUUUCUUCUCAUCAAAAGGGCACUGCAGCUAGCAUAGCACUAAUGUUAGCUUUUGCUCAGUUUGCUCGUCCACAGAAAUAUUGGGCAAAGGACAUUAUAUUCCUUAUCACUGAACAUGAGCAACUUGGGAUGCAGGCGUGGUUAGAAGCAUAUCAUGGCCUGAAAAACGAACCCGGUACAUUCUACACUAGCCUUGGAAGCUUCUGGAAACCUGGAACACCUUCAUUAGAUCUUAGGAAAUUAACAUCAAAGAUGGAGUGGGGAGAAGAUCAUACAAGGUGCUUAGAUCCAGGUAAACUACAAGGAAGGUCUGGGUCGAUUCAGGCUGCAAUAAAUCUGGAGUUUGAAACACCUAAAAUCAAGUACAUAGAGGUGAAAAUUGAAGGACUGAACGGACAGUUGCCAAAUUUGGAUCUAGUUAAUUUAGUGCACAAGUUGUGUGUAAAGUCUGGUAUUCACCAUUCAUAUAAGAAUAGUUAUUCAUGGAUACGGCAUAACAAGAUGGACGAAUGGGUCAACGGAAUUUGGACUAUGCUGGGUAUGGUCAACACAUUGUUUCCUGGGGUUCCAAAUGGCAACCACGGACUGUUCCAUCGCUUCGGAAUCGAAGCUGUGACCCUCGAAGGUAGAUAUGCAGAUGAUCAAGCCGGCAUCCCACCUAAAGUAGUUUCCCUCCCUGCAGCCAAUUUCUACCGGUUGGGCAUUGCAUUGGAGAGCAUACUUAGGUCCCUUAACAAUUUACUGGAAAGAUUCCAUCAGAGCUACUUCUUCUAUCUUCUUGCAGCAACAAAUAGGUUCAUUUCUAUUG
This is a messenger RNA of Parnassius apollo (apollo), 1267 nucleotides long. The record is from the annotation of a GenBank genome assembly. NCBI's taxonomy places the organism in Eukaryota, Metazoa, Arthropoda, Insecta, Lepidoptera, Papilionidae.